GAGUUUAGGAAAGUGCCUGAUUUGAGAAAUUGAAAGCACCUGGUGACUGUCUUUAUAUUUGAUCAUCUUUAAGCUUGCAUAUGCCCUUAGUUAAUGCUCAUCUUUGCAGAAUAAGGAAUUAGAUGGCAGUGGCCUUUUCUGGCCUGUAUCGGAUCAGGCUCCGGCGUAGACGCCCCUGCGGAGGGGGGUCCUCUGGUCGGCCAGAGAGUUGCGGUAGCCCGUAGCGAUGGCGGCGGGGCAGGGGCGCUUCCCUGGGCCGGCGUUUGGCCUACGGUUGCUGUUGGCCACUGUGCUUCAAGCGGUGUCUGCUUUCAAGGCAGAGUUUUCAUCAGAGGGAUGCAGAGAGUUAGGCUUCUCUAGCAACUUGCUCUGCAGCUCUUGUGAUCUUCUUGGACAGUUCAACCUACUUCAGCUGGAUCCUAAUUGCAGAGGAUGCUGUCAGGAAGAGGCACAGUUUGAAACCAAAAAGCUAUAUGCAGGAGCUAUUCUUGAAGUCUGUGGAUGAAAAUUGGGGAGGUUCCCUCAAGUCCAAGCUUUCGUCAGAAGCGAUAAGCCCAAACUGUUCAGAGGACUACAAAUCAAGUAUGUUCGUGGUUCAGACCCUGUACUAAAGCUUUUGGACGACAAUGGGAGCAUUGCUGAAGAACUAAGCAUCCUGAAAUGGAACACAGACAGUGUAGAAGAAUUCCUGAGUGAAAAGUUGGAACGUAUAUAAAUCUUGCUUACAUUUUGUCCUAUCUUUUUGUUAC
Molecule: messenger RNA, 749 nt
Organism: Fukomys damarensis (Damara mole-rat)
Lineage: Eukaryota; Metazoa; Chordata; Mammalia; Rodentia; Bathyergidae
Gene: Selenof
Product: selenoprotein F
Exons: 5
Cellular component (GO): endoplasmic reticulum lumen
Molecular function (GO): oxidoreductase activity
Source: RefSeq, a predicted model, not a curated record